AUGAUUAGAUACCGAGGAGGGCCUCCGGGUAUGGAGUGGCUGCUUUAAUCACUUUCAGUGAACCGUGACAGUUUCAACAAGUCGUAGAAUAAAAAGGUGACGACUAAUUGUAACAUAAUGGAAUACAAGCACACCUUGAACCCGACCACCACCGCGAACCGAUCCCAACAAGAACAGCAGCAGCAGCAACAAUAUCUCCUCCAGCAGAAGCAAAAUCAGCAUCCCGAGCUUUGUCAGUACAGUCAGUGUCAGUGCCGGAGGAUGAUGCAAGCUUAGCAGCAUCCUAUCCUCAGUGAGCAAGAGCCGGAGGAAUACGCGAUUGCGAGCCAAAGUGAAAGAAGGGGGACACAGCGACGAGGCCGAGCGGCGUCGCAGUGCAGGAAAACCGGAGAUCUUCUACGCGAGAUAUAAAAGACUAUGAUUGGUAGGAGGUGCUGAGCAUCCCACCGAAAACGACCCGAGACCGCGACUUCGCUUAUCAGUAAAAAUCCGUUACAAAUCGGAGACACGGAAAAAUGCUACGAAACAUGCUAUCCCAGCCGGCCCAGCUGGGUUUGAUUACGGUGCUGCUGAUCGGUGCUCUGGUGGUUCCGUUCGGAAAAGCGGGCUGUCCUCCCCGGUGCCAGUGCGACGACGACACGCUGGAAGUGGUCUGCGGGGAAGGCCUGCUGGAUGUGCUUCCGAUUGUGCUGAACCCUUCCGUUCAGCGUCUGACAAUUAGAAACAACAAAAUUCGAGCCCUUGACUCGUCGAUACAAUUUUACUCGGAGCUGACAUUUUUGGACCUGAGCUACAACCACGUGUUCAACAUGCCACCGAGAACGUUUUUCUACCAGAAGAAAUUGACGGAGCUGCACCUAAAUCAUAAUAAGGUGGGCUCGAUAUCGAACAAGACGUUCACGGGUCUGGAAUCGUUGGCGAUAUUGAAUCUGAGAGGCAACUUCUUGGAUGAGCUGACCGAUGGUGUGUUUUUGGAGCUGAAGAAACUGGAGGAAUUGAAUUUGGGUCAAAACCGGAUAGGGAAGAUUGACUCGAAGGCAUUCGAUGGUUUGGUGAAUCUGAAGGUGCUGUAUUUGGACGAUAACACGCUGAGUGCGGUACCGUCUGCGGCGUUCGGGCCGCUGGUGGUUCUGGCGGAGCUGUAUCUGGGAAUCAAUUCGUUUUCGACGAUUUCCAAAGAUGCUUUUGUGAACCUGGAGAAGUUGAGUAGGCUGGAUUUGAGAGGUGCUGCCCUGGUGAAUAUUACUCGCGAGACAUUCAACGGACUUGAUGCACUGAGAGUGUUGGACCUUUCGGACAAUCGUUUGAGUCGGAUACCGACGCCAGAAUUGAAUCCAUUGACACGUUUGGAAGAGUUGUCGCUGGGUCAGAACGAUUUCGAUAGUAUUCCGAUGGGAGCAUUUGGCGGGAUGGUAAAUCUGCGGAAAAUAGACAUAUCAGGCUCCUUGAAGUUGAAUAGAAUCGAAAGUGGGGCGUUUUCAGUGAAUGCAAACCUGGAAGAAAUUGUGAUAGCUUCGAAUAAGGCGCUGACUGAGAUUCAAGACGGUGCGUUAAGUGGAUUGCCACAUCUUAAGAGGUUGGUGUUGAAGGACAAUGCUUUGACGACGCUGUCGGAUGGUUUGUUCACGUGGACCGAAAUAAUUGAUUUGGAUUUGUCCGAAAAUCCAAUCGUUUGUGACUGUAGAAUUUUGUGGUUGAGGAACGUAUUGGUGAACAAGAGCAACAACAGUCAGAACCAGACCCCGGUAAUUUGUGCUUCGCCAGAUCGGCUAAGGGAGCAAAAUUUGCAGACACUAUCGCCAGAAUUGUUGGGUUGUUCACACGCAGAUCCGCAACAACAAGCUAUUAUUGGCGCUAUUCUGGUGGCAGCUGCUGCUUUCGUUACAACAUUGGCCUUGGUAAUCUACAAAUGCCGAAGACGAAUCCGAGAAGCGGUGAAAGGCAGAUGGGGAAACAGUGCCAUCGGUCGGAAGGAACGAGAAUACCAAAAGACCUUCUCCGAGGACGAAUACAUGGGUCGACUACCAAACCCCUCUGCAAUGGUGGGAGUGCACACCACAACGUUGAACAACUACCAAAUCAACAACCACCACUCGCAUGGAAUCCGACACAUACCGGUAACGGAACUAUAG
This is a messenger RNA of Armigeres subalbatus, 2132 nucleotides long. RefSeq names its product insulin-like growth factor-binding protein complex acid labile subunit. The transcript has 3 exons. Gene Ontology annotation, molecular function: protein binding. Bases 516 to 2132 code for a protein of 538 amino acids. The record is from RefSeq and is a predicted model, not a curated record. NCBI's taxonomy places the organism in Eukaryota, Metazoa, Arthropoda, Insecta, Diptera, Culicidae.